GACCAAAAAUUUCAGAGUGAAGUUCGAUGUACCUUUGAAUGUUUGGUGUCAAUUCAUCUCGGCCUCUUUCGUCUUCACAUGGAACUAGGCAUUUCUCUAUAGUCCACUAUUUCAAAAGAGAAGAGAAGAACGAAACCCACUGAAACGACUUUGCUAGUUUUGCUUCCCUAACUGCCAUCCAUAUUCAUUGCGCCAUCGACCUCAGCUUCGCGUAUUCUGAGAAUUACGAGGUAGAUAUUACCACUUUCUUUCAGGAUGUUCAUAGGUCACGCUGAUGCUCUAUCAGAAAUGAAGUCAUUGAAAGAUCAGAUAGUUGUAGAUCCAACCUCUGAACUAAGUGAUGAUGAAGACGAAGACUCUGUGGAACAAAUCAUUUAUACAGCUUCCUUUCAAGAACUUGCGGGAAAUAGCGUUCAAUAUGACACUGUCAUAUGGCUCUCUGUAUCGCUGUUGCUGAUUUUAGCUUGGGGUGUGGGACUUAUUAUGUUGCUUUACCUGCCCUUUAGGAGAUAUGUGCUUCAAAAGGAUUUAUCUUCUCGUGAAUUGUAUGUUACCCCUACUGAAAUAGUUUACAAGGUGUCAAGGCCUUCCUUCAUACCCUUUUGGGGUAUUGUUACAAUUGAGAAGCACGUGCCUCUUGCUUUGGUGAUCGAUAUUAUUAUUGAGCAAGGUUGCCUGCAGUCUAAGUAUGGAGUUCAUACUUUUCGAGUUGAAAGUAUAGCACAUGGAAAAGCUGCACCUGUUGAUGAACUUCUGGUUCAAGGGGUUUCUGACCCUGAUAUAUUGAAGAAGGUGAUCAUAACAGCAGCUUCAAAUAACUCACAAGAUGGAAGAACAAGUUGGAAAGCAACUGUUCAGAGCGUAGAUGUGGAAACAUUGACUGAGGGAUCAGUUGUUUUGAGAUCACCAUCUAAAUCUCUGAAGAUGAUGAGCCCACCGCAGUCUGCUUCUCGAGAGCGAAGGGCACCCAGUAGAUUGGUGCUUAAUAGACUUGAAGAAAUCAAUAGAACAGUAAAGAGACUUGAGCAGCAUUUUGAGAAGUCAUAUGCUCCCCCGGACAGCAGCUGAAUCAAGAUUCCAUUGGUUCGUUGGGCUGGAAUUUCAAAUUAUUUGUACUUUAUUUGCUACUACCUUUGACAUUUCUGUAUAGAUCGUGUCUUAUAUCUGUAGGCAUGUAUAUGAUUGGUUUUGACUCUGGUCGAAAGUUCGAUCUUCAAAUGAUGAUGCCCUUUACAAAACGGUGGCUGAACUGGAUUGUGGAUGAUGGAUGAGAUGCAUUAACCAAAUAUGAAAUCAUAGUUAUAAACUUAUGUUCUGA
Neltuma alba is the source of this 1318-nucleotide messenger RNA. RefSeq lists its product as uncharacterized. Bases 256 to 1068 code for a protein of 270 amino acids. The record is from RefSeq and is a predicted model, not a curated record. NCBI's taxonomy places the organism in Eukaryota, Viridiplantae, Streptophyta, Magnoliopsida, Fabales, Fabaceae. The transcript has 7 exons.